Messenger RNA from Metopolophium dirhodum (rose-grain aphid), 964 nucleotides. It is a transcript of the gene MED30, whose product is annotated as mediator of RNA polymerase II transcription subunit 30. Gene Ontology annotation, cellular component: mediator complex. The record is from RefSeq and is a predicted model, not a curated record. Lineage: Eukaryota; Metazoa; Arthropoda; Insecta; Hemiptera; Aphididae. Gene Ontology annotation, biological process: positive regulation of DNA-templated transcription. Bases 240 to 908 code for a protein of 222 amino acids. The transcript has a single exon. Gene Ontology annotation, molecular function: transcription coregulator activity.
UAUAGUCCGUCGUGCAUCAUUCAUUGUUUCUUAUCAUAGUUUGUUGUGCCACAAGACUCAAACGACUCAAAUCGGGCAUAACUACUGGCUACUGCAUAAGAACAUUAUUUAUUUAUUAUAGUGCAACGUAUAUGUAAAAUUCAGAUUUAAGAUCAUUUUUCUACUUACUUCUUCGUUUGUGUACAUAAUUGCUUUAAAAGUAUUUAAACUAAACUGUUGUAUAAUAUCUGAAUAUCAAUAUGCAGUCGUCUCAGACUGGCAUGGUCGGUCAACCAAGCUUUAACGUGGGGCCUGGCUUACAAUCUAAUAUACAGACACAGGUUUCUGGUCAACACAAUGUAUUGGUACCACAAGUUCCUCUUAAUCAGAAUCCAGUAGGUGUUGGUUCCGUGUCCCAGCCACCAGUACCGCCUUCCAACCAAAAUCAGUCGGCUUCUGGUCAUCAAUUUAACACAGCAUCUUUGUGUCGUUUUGGACAAGAAACCGUUCAAGAAAUAGUGUCUCGCACGCACGAAGUAUUCCAGAUACUUAAAGUCCUAAUGCCACCGAAUGGCACUCCAACUGGUGCUAACAUGAGUAAUGAAAGGCGUAUUAAAAUGCAAGAUCAAUUGAGGAACAUAAAAUUACUCUUCAAACGACUAAGAAUUAUAUAUGAAAAAUGUAAUGAUAGCUGUCAAUUACAAGGUAUGGAAUACAUGCAUAUAGAAGGACUGAUUCCGCUCCAAGAAGAAUGGGACAUGAAGUCUGAAGAAAGGAAAACUAGCGAAACGUAUCGUGUUGCUAGCGAUGAAAUGAAAGAAGUAGCUGAACAAUUAAGUAAUAAGAAUAGACAUUUAAAAGAAAUAAUUGAUCAUCUCCGAAGAAUUAUAUGGGAAAUAAAUACUAUGUUAGCAAUGAGGAGGUCUUAAUAUACUUAUUUAAUUUAUAUGUAAAUUUAAGUUUCAAAUAAAAUACAUUAACUAAU